CUUGAAACUUUAAAAAUUUCGAAAUGAAUAAUUUUAUGUUCUAAAUUGAUGAGUUAUUACAGAAUUUUUAAAAAUGAUUCUGGAUGUAGUUAUAUAAGUUAAUGACUGGGACUGAGUUUCAUCAAAAUCUCAGUAAGGACACGUAAUCGAAGCGAUACGUUAAAAAGAUUGCGCGAAAUUAUCGAGAAGCGAUUGCUCUAAUACGAUGUACUAUCACAGCAGAGCAUAUUGCAGUACGAGUUGUCACCGCUUUCAAAAAGUUGUAUAUGUCCUAAAUAAAAUAACAGAUGAUGCUGUUUUGUAACAAUACUGGAUUAACAAUAGAAAAAAAAAGGAAUUUAUUCAAAAAUGAGACUGUUACAAGUUACGUUUAAGCCUGAUACAAAACACACUCUAGUUCUGGUUUUAUUAGUGACCAGCGUAAUUCGAUUGAUCGUCAGUUUAAGUAUGAUGUCAGUAGCCUAUUACGUCCAGUCCUCUUUCCAAGGACAAGCAUCUUUCCUUAAAAGUUACUAUAGUGCCUACACCGUGCCCUCUAUUUUGUAUACUGCCGGAAGCUUUAUCAUCGUUUUAUCUUUUUGUGGAAUAUAUCUAUCAGUGCGAUGUCAGCUGGAAGAAGGAGAAGUCAAUGCGAAGACUAUGACGCUAUUCAAGAUAUAUGUUUAUUCUUGUGUCUUUCUGGUUAUUUAUAUAUUUAUAACCAGCAUGAUUGUUUACGGUCACAUCACGAAGGUAGAAGAAGCUCUGACUCUUGGCCUAUCCUCCAGUCUCCAACAAUAUCGUCUCAGACAACAAGUCAAAAUUGUAGUGGAUAACACUCAAAUCCAUUAUUCCUGUUGUGGAGUAAAAGAUUACGAAGAUUGGUUCCGAGUGCCGUGGAUAGAUAAAAAAUUCGUUGAUCCCAAAGAACCCAACGUGGUCGAAAAAGACGGUCAGUAUUAUACAGAGAAUGUUCCGUUUAGCUGUUGUGAUCCAAGUUAUCUGGGGGAAUGCCAUAAUAACUUGGUUCGAAGCAAUAAAGCCCAUUACCAAUACGAUUAUCGAAUCAAUCUUACUUUAUUUAAAAGAGGUUGCAGAGAUGCUUUGAUGGACUUCUUGGGUGGAGUCGUUUUGAUUGGAGUUGGAUCCUUUUUCUUUAGUAGUCUGAUUUUGGAGAUAUUCGUUUGUGUGAUAAGUCGUUAUUUACAAACAUCCUCCAUCUCGGAGUGGGAGAAAAAAGAUGUGAUCCAGGGUUGGUUGAUUGAAUGGAAGAGCAAGAAAAAGAAUAAAGAGCCGGUCGUAUGGUCGGAAACCGAGUACGACUCACAAGAGUUAGAAACAGACGAGGAAAGAACCAAACGGGUUAACUUUAAGAGGAGAGACAACUGACAUCUAACAGAAUCGAAUGAUAAUCAUCCAAUUAAUGUACACAAACUUAUAUUUAAUAAAUUCAUGUAGAAAUAAGACAUUCUCGCGGAUAAUUUUGAUUAAAUCCAAA
Centruroides sculpturatus (bark scorpion) is the source of this 1477-nucleotide messenger RNA. RefSeq names its product peripherin-2-like. Gene Ontology annotation, biological process: visual perception. The transcript has 5 exons. Gene Ontology annotation, cellular component: membrane. NCBI's taxonomy places the organism in Eukaryota, Metazoa, Arthropoda, Arachnida, Scorpiones, Buthidae. The record is from RefSeq and is a predicted model, not a curated record. The coding region runs from base 349 to 1368 and encodes 339 amino acids.